Phytophthora nicotianae INRA-310 is the source of this 1410-nucleotide messenger RNA. RefSeq lists its product as hypothetical. The record is from RefSeq and is a predicted model, not a curated record. Gene Ontology annotation, molecular function: protein binding. The coding region runs from base 410 to 1114 and encodes 234 amino acids. The transcript has a single exon. Lineage: Eukaryota; Oomycota; Peronosporomycetes; Peronosporales; Peronosporaceae.
CAAAGUGGGUAUCAUGAUACCAUUGGCAAUACCUACCAAUAGUAGUUGAUUGGUCGACGUGCAUCAUGUACUUAUUGCAAGGUUCUCGGUCAAUGUGCACGUAGUGUCUGCGGUAGUGGAGUUGUUGGGACAACAACUGAUGCACAUGAGGCUGUUUUGUCGAGCAUUUGGUUCAUUCUGCCCUGGGGACAGGCGCGCGUAGCAAAUUGUUACUGGCAAUAGGGCUACCGAAGUGGAGGUUUGGGGGCUUUGAGUGAGUGCUCAGCGUUGGCAACUCCCAGGCAACCCAACCAGUUUCAUACAGCUGACCCUUUCACCUGUUCGACGCGCUUACGGUGGCGAGGGAGCGACAUCCUUCCAGUUAGCAAACGCUCACCUAGAGCUCACGUGACGAGUCGACACUGAGACGAUGCGCUUCUUCCGCAGCUCCAAGCGGCCGCCGCACGGGCUCAACGCCAAGCUGCCGCCCCCGCCAGCUUCUCUACAGAGCUCCACCGGCCCGAAGGAGACGACCAUCACAUAUACUGGCGGUGCUUUGUGUGUGACGCUGCAGCGUGCCAAGUCCAGAUUUUUAGAGGAGGAGGGGCCUAUGCGACUCGUUUGGCCCAAGGACCAGCGACUAGGAAUCACGUUCAUCGAGAUGCCUCAAGGUGGUGUGGCUGUCAAGGACGUACCCGGCAUGCGGUGCGAUGUGUCUCCAGGUCAAGAGCUCACCAGAGUGAACAAGGUUUCCGUUAGCGGGAAGAGUUUUCAGGAAGUGAUGGAGCUGCUGCAAAAUGCUCAGUCUCCCUGUGUACUCGACUUUUCCCCGCCCCCGUCACCUAUCCUAGUGUCCGAAGUUCUUGGGCCGGCAAGACUGCUCGGUGUACGGAAGGGCAUGGUGCUGAGGUCGGUGGACGGCUCAAGUAUGGUCGGAGCUAACCUUUGUGACGUCGGCUCUGCGCUUCAUGGUGCCAGUGAUUCCGCUCCGGUUCGUCUUACGUUCACACCCUACGAUAAUGUAGUCCACCUCCGCAACCGGUCCUCUAGUCUUGCAGAAUCACCACAGAAACCCCGUGCAUCGUUUCGGAAUACGCUCGGCAUUGGUGCUGUGCUCGCAGCUUUAUCUCUCUGAUCAUCACGAAUUCUGCAUUCCAAAAACGUUGGAAGUAAACUGUGUGCGACGACGUAGGUAUCGUCCCUCUGGCAAUUAGUUACUCAUGAAACGUAGUUUUUUUUUACCUUCUUGGAGGUAUCAAAGCAAUUUAGCAUGCGCACAAUCCGCAAUCAUGGCAGUGUAGUAAUACGCUGUGAAAACAAAACAAAGUUUUUACGUUGCUGGGGAGUCACUGGUGGCAACCCCUCUAUUCAAUACUUCACAAGUACAAUUCACAGGCAAAAACGCCAUAUCAUGCUGAAGUAACAUUGUCC